This is a messenger RNA of Blepharisma stoltei, 573 nucleotides long. The record is from the annotation of a GenBank genome assembly. Lineage: Eukaryota; Ciliophora; Heterotrichea; Heterotrichida; Blepharismidae.
AUGGAUUUAAUUAAUUAUAACCAUCCUACAGUUCUCCAUGCAAUUGGUAUGAUUGCUCUGAAUCCAGUAGUAUGGAACGCAAUCGCACAGGUUGAGUACAGAUCCAAUCUUAUUUCAAUGCUGUUUUGCAAGCGCAAAAAAAUAGCAAUCAUUGCAUCAGCAAUUUUAAUCUUAGUAUUGAACAUUACUCGAGGAUACUGCUUCCAAGAAGCCAUGAACAGCCAGCCCAAAUUUGAGACUGCAAAUAUAUUCAUAGAUUUUAUUGCUUGGCUUAGUAUACUGCUAGGACAAUUCUUUGUCCUCACAUCAUAUUACAAACUUGGAUUUUAUGCCACAUUCCUUGGUGACUACUUUGGAAUUUUUAUACAUAACGAGCCAAUUGUGACUUUUCCUUUCUCGAUUUGUGCGGACCCGAUGUAUUGGGGCUCCUCCUUGACUUUCUUUGGAUAUGCUCUAUGGCAGAGAAGUCCGAUUGGAAUCAUGCUAACUGCUUGGGUUGCUGUGGUCUAUUUUAUGGCAAUAUUGGUCGAAACAAGAAUGCUUUAUGAAAUUUAUUCAAAGAAAGCCCAGUAA